CCCUUCCAUUUUUCCCAUCACCUACUUCUUUUCAUCUACAAACACUUUUGAAAUGGCUCUUCUUGGAUGUUCACAGCUAGUUCGGCUUUCCCUUCUGCUGCUCCUUUUGGACCUCGCUUUGGGUCAUCCCGGAUUGACAUUCAAUAUUGUAAGUCUUGGAGCCAAGGCCGAUGGCAGGACCGAUGCGUCGUUYGCAUUGCAAACUGCUUGGGGCCAUGCCUGUGGCUCGCCCGUGCCAGCCACCAUUUACGUGCCCAAUGGCACAUUCUACGUUCAGAGUGGGACCUUUAGUGGACCUUGUAAGAACAAUGCCAUCACCGUGCGCAUCGAUGGAACACUGGUGGCUUCCUCAGACAUCGAGGUUCUGGCCAACACUCCCUCCUGGAUGGCCUUUAGACACCUCAAUGGGCUUUCCAUUUAUGGUGGUGUUCUUGAUGGCCAAGGAAAGGGCCUAUGGGCUUGCAAAAAGUCAAGAUCUGGUUGCCCUGUUGGAGCCACGACGUUGGAAGUCUCGGACACACAAAACGUUAUGAUAAGCGGAUUAUCUUCACUCAACAGCCAAAUGUUUCACAUUGUGGUGCGUGGGUGCGAGAACGUGAAAAUACAAGGAGCCAAGGUGUUGGCCCCCGGUGAUAGCCCAAACACUGAUGGCAUUCACGUGCAGCAGUCAUCAAACGUCGCCAUCCUCAGCUCGACCAUCGGCACGGGGGACGACUGCAUCUCAAUCGGCCCGGGGACAUCCCACUUGUGGAUGGAAAAAAUUGCAUGUGGACCCGGCCACGGAAUCAGCAUUGGGAGCUUGGGGAAGGGGGCAGUAGAGGCUGGGGUGGAAAACGUGACGGUGAAAACAGCUUCUUUCACAGGGACUAUGAAUGGUGUGAGGAUUAAGUCGUGGGGAAGGCCCAGCAGUGGGUUUGCCAGAAACGUUCAUUUUGAGCACAUCGUUUUCGACAAUGUGGAGAACCCAGUGAUUGUUGAUCAAAAUUACUGCCCUGGCGGCCAUGGCUGCCCCGGACAGGCCUCGGGAGUGAAAAUUAGCGAUGUUACAUACCAAGACAUACAUGGGACAUCAGCCACAGAAGUAGCACUGAAGUUUGACUGCAGCCCAUCAAACCCAUGCACCGGAUUUAUAUUGGAAGACAUAAGAGUGACUUACAAGGACAAAAUUGCCGAAGCUAUAUGUAACAAUGCCAUAGGAACUGCCUCGGGUCUGGUUCAGCCUUCCAUGUAUGGCCAGCCCAGGGAUGCAUUGUCUCACUGA
Messenger RNA from Momordica charantia (bitter melon), 1261 nucleotides. Its product is annotated as polygalacturonase-like. NCBI's taxonomy places the organism in Eukaryota, Viridiplantae, Streptophyta, Magnoliopsida, Cucurbitales, Cucurbitaceae. Gene Ontology annotation, biological process: carbohydrate metabolic process. The record is from RefSeq and is a predicted model, not a curated record. Gene Ontology annotation, molecular function: polygalacturonase activity.